CCAAGUAAUGUGUAUAAAUCAUCAGCACAACACUCACCAAAUCUGAAAUACUCAACAGGGUAUCCAGCCUACCCAUUGAGGGAAAGAAGGAGAUUAAGUGACAGACAUUUUAUCAAACCAAAUGAGCAAACAACAGGAGCAAUUGAAAAAUUGGAAGAAAAGGAAAUUCUGAGAAAAUCUAAUUGUAGCCAAAAAAAUGCAGAUGUAUUUCUUUCUUCCAAGUAUAGAUCCGAACUGUCAGAGAUACCUUGUAGAAACACAGAGAAAGUAGAUAAUUUGAAUAAACCUUAUAAGAAGUAUGAAAAACAGUUAUCUGAGCCUUCGUCCAUCCAAAGCUCUGAAGAUAAAUGUAAUAAAUUUCCUUGUGACCAAACUACAUUUCACACAAGGAAGCCUCGAGCUUUUUCAAAUGUUAUAGAAGGAAAUACAGCUACAGAAUCUGUGUCCCUUAUGCAAGGUUUACAUAGGAAAGACAAUGGGAUAUAUGAAUCUACUGAAAAAAAAGAAAGAUCCCAAAGUACUAGAAUCAGUUCAUUUCAAGAUGAUCUUAGAUCAAAUGGCAAAGUUGUAAGUUACAAUGAAAAAGAGAGAAAAAUUAAUGGUUCAUAUGAAGAAAAUGAAAAACAAGUACACAUAUUCCCAAAUGAAAAUGUUCAUUUCAGAUAUUCAAUGAAAGGUAGGCCUACAAAUAAAGAUGUUGAAGAAAAACAAUCAGAGACUAAAUACUGGAGUGAAGAUGGUCAAAGAAACUGUGAUGGUUGGAAAGAUUUCCCAAAGGUUACAAUAAAAUGGAUGGAUGUAAAAGAGACAACUGAAAGCAAACUUGUAACAGAAGAAGGACACAAAACUGGGAAUGAAGGAGCUUGUAUUGCAAUGGCAAGGAACAGUAAAACAAAAAAGGAAAGUAAGUGUUUACCUCAGUCUGACAAAAGAGAGGAAACAAUGUCAAAGAAGAAAGAAAACCAUCAAGGCUUUCUUUUCAAAGAAGUUAAAGAGCUGAAGGAAAGACUUACAACUGAGUCAAAAGAUGAAAAAGGAUAUAGAGAUCUGGGCAAAAUGCUAUCUAUUGAGAAACUUGAUGAGAAGAAAACAUUAUUAGAAAUGAAGGAAUCUCAUGAUGAUCAUAUGAAAACAUCAGACAAGAAGGACUUACCCCUUAGCAACUCAAGUGAUGAAAGAAGAUCUGACAGCAGAAACCAUGUGGAAUUUGUUGCACCUCUAUUCAUUGGUCAGCUACAAGAGAUUAAAGAAAACAAACUUUCUCAAAGAGACACAAUCAUUCCAAUGGUUUACAGGGUAGCAAGAGAAAAAUCUUCAGAGGACAAAGAAGAAAUGGACAUAUAUAAAGGGAGGCAACAGUCAUCCACCACAAAAGAAGCCAAUUUAGAAAAAGUAGAAGAUUUUGAAUGUCAGGAUAUGCCAAAGGCGACUGGAAUAGCUAAAAAUACUUAUGGUAAAAGACAUGAUGAUAUUACGUUAAAAGAUGGGAAUGCAAAUAAAACUGUUGCUAAUGAGAGUGAAAACAAAGAAAGUAAAGUUGAGCAACAAGAGAAGAAAAAUUCAUUCAAAUACAUUGAAAAAAUGAGCAGCAAAGUAAGAGAAAUUAAAAAAAGAAAUUCUGAUUUUGAAACAAACAUGUCACCUAUUGAGGUAGAAGAAUCAAAACUGAAAUUUAGACGGGCAAUGCAGGAAAGUAGAAAUGCUAACAUAAAAGAGAAAUGCAAAGAAAGCAAAACCAAAAUUGCAAGUGCUCACAAACCAGAAUGGAUAUUCCAACAUGAUAUGGAAACAGAUUUACAUACCAUCAGUUUGACUGAGAAACACCCUGUAGGAAUGGAUCAAAGUCCUGUCGUAUUUAAUGAUGGCACUUUGACUGCAAGAGCUGCAACUAAGAAUGAAAAUUCAUUCGAAAGAUCUAAUGAUGUAGAGGAAGUAAUGGAUAAUAUUGACAAAGGGGAUGCACCAGUUAGUGAUGCAAGCAAAGAAAGAGCAGGGACUUCAACUUAUAACUUUGAAGAAAGUAAGACAGUACUACAUGCCAAAGAUAUAGAAGUAGCCCAAGAUAUCAGCAAACAAAAUGAAACAAGAGGAGUUAAAGAGGUUAUAUCGCCUUACCCAGGAAAGGAACUAGAGAAAACCAAGCGGAAUUGUCUCCUUGAAGGCGAAAUUAUCACAUUGAAAGAUACCAAUUUCUCAAAGGAGUCAAAUACUAAACAGAAAUCUAAAUGUGACAAGAUUAGCAAGGUUAAAACACGAACGAGUUUGAACAAAGAGUUAAAAGGAAGAAAAACAGAAAUGGGAGAACAAGUAGCUGAGGAAGGCUAUAAGGAAGAAAAAAGAGAGAGUGGUAAUCAAACAGAUGGUAAAUCUGUGGAAACAGUUGCUUGUAAGCAAAAUUCUGACAAGGAAACAGUCAAAUACAUCUUCACCAUUUUGAAACAAUUAGAGGGUGAGAAUGAUUUGUUGUCUCAUCUCGUUGGCAUUGUGUCAGAUGUUCAAUUUCGAAUUGAUUCAUUUGAAAAUAAUCCUAAAACGAAGAUUACGACUGUUGUUUUGGUUUUCAAAAGCGAUGUAAAUGCCAAAAGCUUUGAAAGUUGCUUGAGAAGAAAUAGUUUGCAGUUAAACUUUAGAUACCACUUUAAAAAAGAAACUGUUCCCAAAGUAAAGCUAGUGGACAUAAGCAAAAAGAUGCAAUAUAUCAAAGAAAAAACUGUUGAAGUAUUAGGAAAACACCAGGAUAAAGAAAGAAAAACACAGGGCCAAAUAUCCAGUUUAUGCAAAGCACCAUCAAAGAAAAAAGUAAAAUUUACCAACUUUUCUCUUCACGAACAAAGAGAGGCCGAGAAAAAAGCUCUGAAUGAUAAAAUCACAGAACUUGAGCAACAACAGAAUGAGUUCAAAUCAUUCCUGUCUGGAACUAUCCAAAAAAUUGAGUGUCUAAAAGCUGGAAACAUGCAACAAAAAGAAUUAGAUUCAUUAUUGAAACAGUUUGAUGUGGAAUGUACAAGACUAGAACAGGCAUUGCCAAUUUAUGCAAAAAGAACUCAAAUUAUUGAUACAAUUCUUAAUAAUCAAGUUUCUGUUAUUCUUGGAGAAACUGGCUCUGGCAAAAGUACACAAAUAACGCAGUACAUUUUGGAGUCUGAGCUAAGUUCACUUGGAAAAAUCAUCUGUACACAGCCACGUAAGGUAGCAGCAAUGAGCCUGGCACAAAGAGUAGCAUCUGAAUUAAAGGUAAAUGUAGGAGAUCUUGUUGGUUAUCAAACUGGUAUGAAAGCAAAGCUGAACAAGCAAACAAAAGUAUUAUACAUGACUGAUCAUAUGCUUUUGAAUGAGUGUCUAAAAGACCCACUACUGAUGAAUUUCUCCUGUAUUGUGAUUGAUGAAGCUCAUGAAAGGAGUGUAUAUACUGAUCUUUUGCUUGGAAUGAUAAAAAAGUGUUUGCCACAGAGACCAGAACUUAGAGUGGUUAUUACCUCUGCAACAAUUGUUCCUGAUGUUUUUGUGCAAUAUUUUGGAGGACCCGAAUUCUGUCCAGUCCUUAAAGUUUCUGGAAGGAUGUUUCCAGUUGAAAUUGAUUGGUUAAUUCCUUCAUCAGGUGCAGAAGUAGUUGAUGAUUAUGAGAUCAAAGCUAUCGAGAAAGCGGCAGAAAUUCACAGAAAGGAACCAUCUGGGGACAUUUUAGUUUUCCUAACAUCCCAAGCAGAAAUCGAACAGUGUGCAGAGAAACUGGAUGUCUUGUUGAAGGGAAGAAAAGAUCACUGGAUUUUGCCUCUACAUGGUAAGCUUCAAACAGAGGAGCAGAAUUUAGUAUUUAAGGAUCCUCCUAAAGGGAAGAGAAAAAUUGUGCUUGCCACCAAUGUAGCUGAAACAUCAGUAACAAUACCUGGUGUAAAAUAUGUAGUUGAUACCGGGGCUGUGAAAGAACUUUUGUAUGAUCCAAAGAAGAAAGUAAGUUCCUUGCGUGUUGUGAAAGUUACCAAAAGUUCUGCUGACCAGAGGAAAGGUAGAGCUGGAAGAACAGGCCCUGGUAAAUGUUAUCGACUUUAUUCAAAGGAAGAUUACGACAUCAUGUGCCCAACAUCUGUGCCAGAAAUUUUGAAAAUACAUUUGGGUCAUGCAAUUCUGAAGCUCUUGCAACUAAAUGUUGAUCCAUUAGAAUUUGACUUUGUGCAGGCUCCAGAGAAAGUGUCAAUGACAAAUGCUUUUCAACACCUGAAUAAACUUGGAGCUAUUGAAGAUGGAAAAAUAUCUCCAUUGGGAAAGUGGAUUGCAAAACUUCCAUUUGAACCAAGUUUAGGAGUUCUUACCCAUGAUGCAAUUGACUCAAAUGUUGGGUUAGAGGGAAUUAUCAUCGCAGCGUCAUGCACAGUUUCUGGAUCCUUAUUUUAUCGCGGGGGUACAAAAGAAGAAAAGGAAAAGUCAGACAAACUUAAAGUUCCAUUUUGCCACAGAUAUGGAGACCACUUUACAAACCUUGAGGUUUACAAAAAAUGGCACAAUGUUACAGAAAAGCAAAAGGGUAAAUGGUGCAAAGACAAUUCAAUUAAUGGAAAAGCAAUGCGAAGUAUUCGAGAUGCUGCAAAUGAAAUUUUAUUCAUAUUGAAGAGAGAUUUAUCCAUCAACAUAAAAUUUGAAUUUACAGAUGCUGAAGACGUGGAAAGAAAAUUACAGAAACUGCUGUUCAGAUCAUUUCAGAGUAAUCUUUGCCAUUUUCUUGGACACGAAAAAGCUGGUUACUUCUUCAUAGACAAGAAUCAGCAGGUCAUUAUGCAUCCUUCAUCUGCAUUUCAGUCACUUGCAUCUUGUCCUAACUGGGUUAUAGUUGAGAAGGUAAUGCAAACCUCGCGUGACUUUGCUUUAAAUAUAACAGCAGUGGCAGAUGAAGAUGUUGAGGAAGCGUUAACCGAGGGCUCCAUGGACUUUGACAUUAAUGCCGUGGAAAGACGAAAAGUUGCACCAGUUUUGACUGAAUAUGUAGGUGUCCAAGUUCACAGAGAAUUUGUUGGACCUCGAUAUAGCAAGGUGAGAGCCAUGCAAGAUAAUCUGAAGAUGGAGUGCGAAGAUUCCAUAUUUGUGAUAGAUGCAGAUCGUGAGAGGGGAGAAAUUUCAAUUUAUGCGCCAAUUGGUGAUUCAGAUAUUUCAUCACACACUUUAAAAACUGCGAUAGAUCCAAUCAGAGAAAAAAUAAGGAAUGAAGCAGUGGAACAUCCAUUACUUCCAGAGUUUUUCAAUGUUAGAAUAUCCAUUGGAGCAGGUGGACAAGUCCAGGAUUUGUUAUAUCAAGAUGAGUAUAAAAAUGUAUUUAUUUUCGGCGAGGCACAAGUUUUCGAUUCUGAAGAAGAUAUGGUGGAGUGGUUUAGACGUUUUGGAUCCAUUCAAUCAUUUAUACCCAAAUCUUCUAAGAACAGUAAUCAGAAUUACCUUGGACAGAUUAUAUUUGAAAAACCUGAAUUUGCAAAAACUGCAGUAAUUGCUACUAGAAAAGGAAAAUGUGAUUUUGAAUUUACUGCAAAACCACCAAAGGGCUUUGGGAAAAGUGAAGAAGACGAUUUACUUAGAGCCAAGCUUGUUUGGUGCCGACGGAAGUCUAGAGGUUUUGGAUUUGUUGAGAUUCAUGAUCAAGAAAAAAUCGACCACAUCGUAAUGUACAGUGCAUUCAAUCAAUUCUUGGUUGGGGGAAAACGAGUAAGAGUGAAACGAGGAAAUAAAAAUGGAAGAGAUGAGGAUGAAGAAACAAAUGAACUAUUUGUUACGGGUCUUGGAGAUCUUGUUAAUGAGGAUGUCUUGCGUGAAAGUUUUUUGAACACAUUUGACAUUUCAGAAAAUGAAAUAGGAAAAGUCAUCAUUAUACGGGAAAAGGUGAACACAACACCUCAAAUAUUGUAUAGUCUGAGAACAAGAAUAGAGAGACAAUUUAGAGAGUGCACAGGAAUUCGGCAGAAUAAAUUUAAUGUCACUCUUAUUGAGCCAAAGCCUGGUUCCUUCAUAUAUCAAGCUUUUGUCACAUUCAAGGACCCAGAGGAAGGAUUUGAUGCUUGUACUAAGGUACGGAACAGAAUGUUCAUUGGGGAGCAUGCCGUUUCUGUUACCCCAGAAAUACACACUCGGAUAUUUGUACUAUCCCAGGUCUACAAACGAGUACAGAGUGAUAUUGAAAAGUAUCAGGAGAAACUAAAGAAUGAGAAUACUGACAGAAGAUUGACUAUUACUCUUCAGAGAAAUGAAAACUAUGUGAUAGAUAUUGAUGCAGAUAGCAUUGAAAGCAUGGUCCGCACAAGAAAUAAGGUACAGGAAUUGCUUGAGGGUGAAACUGUUGAUAUGGAAAAGAUUCCUGCUCUUCGAUAUCUGUUUACCCGAGACGGCCAAGAAAAGGUUGAGAAGAUUAUGAAAAAGACUGGAACGUUAAUUUUGCUGGAUCAUAGAAAUUCGUCAUUAUCCGUGCAUGGUCGGGCGGGGGACCGGAGAAUAGCUGUAGGAAAGAUUAGAAAAUAUGUCGAGAAAUUGUCCUCUUCCAAACUGAGGGUGAUCGAUCUGAAAGGGGAAUCUAAACCACCAGGAUUAAUGAAAGCAGUUAUUCUAAUGCAUGGUGUAGAUCUUAACGGUUUGAAAGUUUCUUCAAAUUUGUCAACAGUGGAACUUGAUCACAGAAACCACAGAAUUAAAAUGUUGGGAUCAGAUGCUGCAGUUGAAAAAGCUGUCCAAAACAUUUCUGAGAUCAUGGAUUGUUUGCGUGAAAAAAGCGUUACUGCAGCUUCUGAUCAGCCAGAAUGUGGAAUAUGUUUCUGUGAAAUUGCUGAAAGUGAAAUUUACAGACUGGAGUCCUGUGGCCAUCCAUACUGUAGGGAUUGCAUGAAGAUGAAUAUAGAAUCUGCUAUUCGAAGUAAGGACUUUCCUGUUAAAUGUUGUCAUAAUCAAUGCGACAUGCUCUGGGCUUGGAAAGAUUUUUUGAAUAUGACGAGAUAUGGAUUCUGCAGUCUUCAAAACAUUUUGAAUUCAUCUGUAUCGAAUUUUGCCAUGGAAAACAAAGACAAAAUUCGAUACUGCAUAACUCCAGAUUGCCCUAUGGUAUACAAAGUCAGCAAAGUUGGAGGGAGAGUUGUAUGCAGUGCCUGCAAAACUAGUGUGUGCAGUAAGUGCCACGUUGAAUACCAUAGUGGUAUAUCUUGUGCCAUGUACCAGAUGGAAAAUGGAAAUGAUGAAACAGGACUUCGAGAAUGGAUGCGACAAGACCCACAAAACAGGAAAUUGUGCCCGAACUGUUUUGCUGGAAUUGAAAAAAAUGGCGGAUGUCAGCACAUGGAAUGCCGAGAUUGUAAGAGCCACAUCUGCUGGAUAUGCAUGGAGUUUUUCAAGACUAGCCCUGAGUGUUAUGGACAUAUGAAUAGAGAGCACAAUACUUUUGUUUAAAGUGGAAACAGUUUAAAAUAUGUUCAUUAACAGAAUACUUGAACAAUUUUGUUUGAUAUACAGUUGUGUCAGCAUUUUUUAACGGGAAAAAAUUGUUAAGAUUUUUAAGCAUCUUGUGGUUGCAAAUACGGUUCCUUUAAUUGUAAAAUUUUGCAAAAAAAUUCUUUUCUAGAUUUUAUUUAAAAAAAAAAUGAUUUUUGCAUCAUAGGGAAAAGAAUUUACAUAACAAGUUACUUGAAUAUUCAGCUUGUAAAGUUGAUUAAAAUUGAAUUGUCGUUAUAUAUCGAUGGUAAUAAGAAUAUUAAUUUUUUUUGUAGAUUGAUAUAUUUCCAAUGUAAAUUAUAUAUUUGUCGAAUUUCAGCACGCUUUCAGUUAAUUGUCAUUAAGCAUUGCUGUUUGUGUAUAUAAUGUAAGAAAUACUUGUAUUUGCCUGUGAUAAAAAUUUAUUAAUUAUUUAUUGAUUAAAUAAUUUAAGCUCUUUGUCAAUUUAUUAAUGUAAAAUUUUUAAUAAUCAGAUACCUAAUGAUUUUCAAUUCUGUAUAAUUAUUUUGAUUUUGUACUGAACGUAAUAAAUGAGAUGGUCAAAUAACUAUGACAAGAAUUAAACAUUUUUAAAUACUAGUCGUACUAGUACAUUAUGUUGCUGCGUAAAAUGAUUUGUUUUGUUAAUUGGAAUCUACUGUACAUUACAUGUAUGUUGCACAAAAGCAACUGUGAAUAUUCUUAUGGUAUUUUUUCCCUAAGCUGGCUUGAAUUGUUUAUUCAUUUGAGGUUAAGGUUCCUACAUGCUUUGCUCUUUGUAUGCUUCUAAGAAUGUUAUAAAUUAAUUUUAUUCCUUUGAUAUAUGAUUAAAAUUUUGGUGAAUGACAA
This is a messenger RNA of Saccostrea cuccullata (small rock oyster), 8280 nucleotides long. RefSeq lists its product as uncharacterized. NCBI's taxonomy places the organism in Eukaryota, Metazoa, Mollusca, Bivalvia, Ostreida, Ostreidae. The record is from RefSeq and is a predicted model, not a curated record. Gene Ontology annotation, molecular function: zinc ion binding; helicase activity; RNA binding. Gene Ontology annotation, cellular component: intracellular anatomical structure.